Messenger RNA from Metarhizium album ARSEF 1941, 795 nucleotides. RefSeq names its product glutathione S-transferase. NCBI's taxonomy places the organism in Eukaryota, Fungi, Ascomycota, Sordariomycetes, Hypocreales, Clavicipitaceae. The transcript has 3 exons. The record is from RefSeq and is a predicted model, not a curated record. The coding region runs from base 1 to 795 and encodes 264 amino acids.
AUGGCUGCGGACUUGCCCAAAAUUAAGCUGUACUGGCUCAACCACUCGCGCUCCCAGCGCAUAGUAUGGCUCCUCGAAGAACUCGGGGUCCCCUACGAAAUAGAGGUCUUCCACCGCGAUGAGGAAACCCUCCUUGCGCCCAAGGAGCUGGAGCAGAUUCACCCCCUGGGUAAAUCGCCCGUGAUUGGCAUCGUGCCGCCCGGCGGCGAUGAAAGCAAGCCCAUCGUCUUGGCGGAGAGCGGCUUCAUGACGCAGUAUCUCGUGGAUCAUGUUCCCGAGGGGAAGAAGCUGAUGCCCCAGCAGUGGCAGGACGGCAAGGAGGGCACCGUCGGCGGCGAGACUGACGCGUGGCUGCGGUAUGGCUACUAUAUGCAUUACGCCGAGGGGAGUUUGAUGCCGUACUUGGUUUUCGCGCUGGUCGUGUCUCGCCUCAAGUCGCCUCAGGUUCCUUUCCUCGCGCGCCCCAUCACGUCCAUUAUUGCCAACCGCAUCGUCUCCAUGUUCGUCUACCCCAAUGUCAAGAAACACCUUGCAUUUCUGGAUGACCAGCUCGCGACUUCGGGUGGCAAGUAUCUGUGUGGUGACAAGCUUACUGCUGCGGAUAUCCUGAUGAGCUUCCCUGUCAUUGCUGGGUCGAGCCGGUUUGAUGAGCUGGGCUCCUUUGAGGGCGGCUCGUGGGAGAAGGCGUUUCCAAAGGUCGCCGCGUACGUCAAGGUGUUGGAGUCGGAGGAUGGGUACAGGAGGAGCGUGGAGAAGAUUGAGGCUAUUGAUGGCACGUUUGAGGCCUCGUUGUGA